AUGGCGUACAGGCGUUUGGAGAUCAACGUGAUAUCCGCAAAAGACCUCAAGAACGUCAACCUAAUCAGCAAGACGCACGCGUACGCCAUCGUUUCGAUCUCCGGUGACCCGAGGGCGAACCAGCAGCAGAGGACCGCGGUGGACAGGAGCGGAAACGCCAGCCCCACCUGGAACUUCCCCUUGACGUUCGCGGUCGAGGAGUCCGCCGCCCAGAGCAACCGCCUCGGCGUCACGUUCAGGAUACGUUGCGAGCGGACCCUCGGUGAUAAGGACAUCGGUGAGGUGCACGUGCCGCUGUCGGAACUCAUUGGGCCGACUGACGAUGGCGAAUUAUUGCAAUCCGAUACUUAUCAGGUGGCGUAUUAUUAUUUUCAGGUGUCUUCACCUUGUUGUUCAUUGUUUUCCGGUAGAAAUUGUGAGGUUCGAAGGCCAUCGGGAAAGCGCAACGAAGGCGAGCUGAAUUUCUCUUACAAGUGGGGGCCGAGAAUGGCCAGCGCGCCAGCUCCGCCACCGCUGGAUUAUGAAUACCCGCCCGUCCAACAACCACAGCAGAAUAAUUGGUUGGCCAAGUUACUGUGUGUAGAAUUGGGGAAGCUUUUCAUCGGUGAUGUAAUCUCGGAUGGCUUUGGAUCGGAACUGGGGUGA
Molecule: messenger RNA, 645 nt
Organism: Rhododendron vialii
Lineage: Eukaryota; Viridiplantae; Streptophyta; Magnoliopsida; Ericales; Ericaceae
Product: protein SRC2-like
Exons: 2
Coding region: 1-645 (214 amino acids)
Biological process (GO): defense response
Source: RefSeq, a predicted model, not a curated record